AAUAUAAAUAUACUUGUACUUCGUCCUCACGCCAUGUGUCUCUCUGCACUUGACCUUUAGAUCGUUCCAUUUCUUUUCAUGAUUUUGAAGUUAAAUUAUUUUUAUUCCAGGUACAAGAAAUAUGAAAAGAACAGACAAGAAGAAAAAUAAAUUUGUAAUCUGUUAGCAAAUAUUUAUUUUUAUUAUUAAUAGAAGUAUGUUAAAUUUGAUAAUUUAUUCUAAAGAGAAAACAAAUGACUUGUGAAAACGCGAUUCUUUUCGAGAGGUUACAAAGAGUCGUCCAGAGAGCUUACUCGGACGCCAAGUUUCCUCAGAUUACGACUCAUUACACAGUGGUGCCUAGAGAGACGGAUCCAAGAUGGAAAGAAAUAAACAUGGAGAGGUAUGUGGACGAGACCGACAUUCUCAUUGUUGGUGGUGGGCCGGCUGGACUAUCAGCAGCUAUUCAGGCUCGUAGACUGGCGGAGAAGCAUGGCAAGGAACUCAGGAUUACUCUAGUCGAAAAAGCAUCCACCAUUGGUGGACAUAUCCUCAGUGGAGCUUGUUUAGAUCUGGUAGCUUUGAAUGAAUUGUUUCCAAACUGGAAAGAGCUGGGUGCACCGCUAAAUACUCCUGUAACAGAGGACAAAUUUGCUUUUCUUACUGAGAAGAAGAGGAUAUCCAUACCUAUUUUUAAAGGAAUGCCAAUGUACAAUCAUGGGAAUUAUAUAGUAAGAUUAGGACACGUUGUGACGUGGCUUGGCGAGCAAGCAGAAGCCGCUGGUGUCGAAAUAUACUCCGGCUAUGCAGCGGCAGAAGUUCUAUAUCAUGAAGACGGAUCUGUCAAAGGGGUGGCCACGAACGACGUUGGCAUUGCCAAAGACGGCUCGCCCAAGGAUACGUUCGAACGGGGCAUGGAGCUUCAUGCGAAAUGCACCAUAUUCGCAGAAGGCUGUCAUGGUCAUUUGACGAAACAAGUAUCGAAGAAAUUCAAUCUCAGGAAGGAUUGUGAGCCGCAGUCCUAUGGCAUAGGGUUGAAAGAGAUUUGGGAGAUAGAGCCGGGCAAACACAGACCCGGAGCAGUCGAGCAUACAGUCGGCUGGCCACUCGACAGGAAUACAUAUGGUGGGUCGUUCCUGUAUCAUUUGAACGAAGAAACACCUUUGGUCGCUGUAGGCUUCGUGGUAGGCUUGGAUUAUAGCAAUCCCUAUCUGCAUCCGUUCAAAGAGUUCCAGAGAUUUAAGCAGCAUCCAAGUAUCAGACCAACGUUCGAAGGGGGAAAAAGGAUAGCUUAUGGCGCUAGAGCCUUGGUAGAAGGUGGCUUCCAGUCCAUCCCCAAACUCCAAUUCCCCGGCGGUUGUCUCAUCGGAUGCACGGCUGGUUUUCUGAAUGUGCCAAAGAUUAAAGGAACGCACAAUGCCAUGAAGAGCGGCAUGUUGGCCGCAGAAAGCGUCAUCGACGCGAUCGUCGACGCGGAAAGUAACACUUCGUCGACGGAGGGAUUGGAACCAAAGACGUACACGGAUAAAAUCAAGAGUAGUUGGGUCUAUAAGGAACUGAAAGCCGUGAGAAAUAUGCGACCAAGCUUCCACUCCUCUCUCGGCUUAUAUGGCGGUAUGAUGUACUCUGGUUUCUCCAUGUUAUUGGGCGGAAUAGAGCCGUGGACUUUCUCACAUGGAGGUCCUGAUCACACGAAAUUGAAGUCCGCAGCUGAGUCCACGCCCAUAGAGUAUCCUAAGCCCGACAACGAAGUAUCCUUCGAUCUUUUGUCGUCGGUGGCUCUCACUGGCACUAACCACGAAGCUGAUCAACCGGCCCAUCUAACUUUGAAGGAUGACACCGUUCCAGUGAAGAGAAAUCUGGCACACUUCGGCGGUCCAGAAGGAAGAUUUUGCCCCGCUGGUGUUUACGAAUUCGUGCCGUUAGAAAACGGCGACGGCGAAAGGUUACAGAUCAAUGCGCAGAAUUGCAUUCAUUGUAAGACUUGCGACAUCAAAGAUCCGAGCCAGAACAUCAAUUGGGUUGUGCCCGAGGGUGGCGGCGGGCCAGCCUACAACGGCAUGUAAAAUAGAUCAGUAAUCUGUUCGCUUCCAAGUGUUCGAUCGUGUAUUGUUCGACAAUGUACUUUCAAUAUCUUGAUUCGGCAUGAAUCUUAUAUACUUUACAGAGACGUAGGAUAUUUCAUGACAUCUUAAUCAUAUUUUCAAACGUGCGAAUCAUGUUUCAGGCACGUUCAACUAUAAUUCGCAACGAUUUGUAAUUUAGGUUUGUACCAUUAUGGUAUAUAUAUAAUUAUUUAAUAUAUAGCGUGAGAAUAGAGAAGUUAUUUCUAGUUGGGAUGGUUAAUACGAUUAUAAUAUUAACUCUGUUUGAGAGAGAAAGAAAGAGGAGGAGGAGAGAGAGAGAGAGAGAGAGAGAAGGGGGAGGGGGAGGGGAGACAGAAAAAAAUAUAGACGCGAUCGGUCUAUUUUUUUUUUCUAUCCAUUCUCGCGCGCACACGUCGAUUUUUAAACUGUAUAUAAAUAACUCUUUGUCCAUCAAGGCAGUUUGCAAGAUUUAUUGUUUGCCAGGGUAACAGUUAUUGAACUGUACACGUAUCGUCGAAUAGAUUGCGGAUAUCACACGGUACAUUAAAUUGAUGAAAGCUUUGAAAAUGUUGGUGCACCUUUUGUAUGAUAUAUUUUUUAAGUGAAAUGUUUUCUCAACGCGAGGAAGGUUUUGCACAAAUUGAUAUACACGUAUUAUUGUAAAUAUUAGGGGGACCGGAAAGUAAUGUCGCUUUCUUAAGUUAAAUUCACACGACUACAUUUUUAAC
Dinoponera quadriceps is the source of this 2794-nucleotide messenger RNA. It is a transcript of the gene Etf-QO, whose product is annotated as electron transfer flavoprotein-ubiquinone oxidoreductase, mitochondrial. Gene Ontology annotation, cellular component: mitochondrial inner membrane. The transcript is spliced from 8 exons. Gene Ontology annotation, molecular function: iron-sulfur cluster binding; electron-transferring-flavoprotein dehydrogenase activity. Bases 234 to 2045 code for a protein of 603 amino acids. The record is from RefSeq and is a predicted model, not a curated record. Lineage: Eukaryota; Metazoa; Arthropoda; Insecta; Hymenoptera; Formicidae. Gene Ontology annotation, biological process: electron transport chain.